Messenger RNA from Nicotiana tabacum (common tobacco), 1563 nucleotides. Its product is annotated as putative RING-H2 finger protein ATL21A. Gene Ontology annotation, molecular function: polysaccharide binding. Lineage: Eukaryota; Viridiplantae; Streptophyta; Magnoliopsida; Solanales; Solanaceae. The record is from RefSeq and is a predicted model, not a curated record.
UGGAAUUUUUAAGCUUUAACUUGUUCUGAGUUCCCAAAGGCAGUAUUUUAAAGGAAGUUGAACUGUUAACAUCAUCUUAUCUGUUUAUACAUCGUACAACUUGGAUUUUAUAACAUCUUUGGCGUGUCAACGAACUUGAACUUAUGACUUUUGAAACAACGUAAUAAGUUAAUGGAAUUCUCUAUGCUUUGCUAUUGGCUAUUACUGAUAGCGGUUUGAUUCUUUGAUAUACAUGAGCAAACUGCUAUAUAUUUCUGAUGGCAGUUUCUCCCUAUCCAAAUUGACUUUUUGAAAUACAUGGGCAAUCUGAAGUUUAUCAUUUUCUCUUGUCUGCUUUGUUCAACUAUUUAUGCAAGACAUGAUUACCCGGAUUUCAUUUGUGGGAACAACCACUUUGACAUACGAUUCCCUUUUGCAUUAGAAGGCCAGAACCUUCAGAACAGUGGCUAUCCUGGUUUCACUCUUAGAUGUAGCAAUCAAGGCAGAGCAAUUCUAAGUCUUCCAGGUGCAGGAGAUUUUUAUGUACGUGAUAUCGACUACCUCACCCAAGAGAUACAACUCUACGAUCCAUCUAAUUGCCUCCCAAAACGGCUGUUGAAUUUCAACACUUCUUCUUCUCCUUCUUCACCUUUCAAAGCUGUUUCCCAUAGGAAAUAUACUUUCUUGACUUGUUCAACGAGUUCGGUUUUGUUUCAGUUCAAUGUCAUUGAUUGUUUAAGCAAUUCAACCACUUCUACUUUAGCUACUUCUUCAACGAGUCUUGCAAGCCAAAUGACAAGUUUGUAUAACUGUAGCAUAAUGAACACUUCGUCUGUUCCUGUUUCUUGGACUUCUCAAUACGAAUCAGAUAUUUCAACUGACCUUAAUAACGAUCUUGUGUUAACGUGGAAUGAACCAAACUGCCAAGAGUGUGAAGCAAAACAAGGUGUUUGUGGGUUCAAGAAUGCCACUAGCGGAGAAAUUCAAUGCUUUGAUAGUCCUGGGACAGGCAGCAACCGGGGUCUAGAAAUUUUCAAAUUUAUUGCAUUAACCUUACUUAUUCCAGCUAUCACAUGUGCAAUGGGUGUAUCAUGUUACAUCUGCUUGGAUUAUAGCCGAUACAGCCGCGCCAUGGCUGCAGUUCGGAACACCGCUGCUGCAAUCCAGAACGCCACCAACAGAACAACCGUAGCACCACAACCGGCAGCGACUGCCGGCCUGGACGAUUCGACAAUCGAGUCCUACACAAAAGUAGUCCUUGGAGAGAGCAGGAGAGUUCCGGGGCCAAAUCAUAUGACUUGCCCAAUAUGCUUGGCAGAGUACAAUCCUAAAGAGAUAGUAAAGAGCAUACCUGAGUGUCAACAUUGCUUUCAUACUGAAUGCAUUGAUGAGUGGUUAAAGAUUAAUGGUACUUGUCCUGUUUGCAGAAACAAUCCUUCUCCUGCUCAUGUUAAUUCUUCAUAACACAUGUAGUUUGUUUACAUUUGGCAUUUCGAAAUCAAUGUUGUAAGUCCCCACUCAAAGUUGUACAUAUGCUUACAGAACGUUUCUUUACUUCUGAAGAAGUUUAGCUAGUUCUCCUCA